AUGUCGUCGCAUCGCCACCGUAGGGAAUCCAAUGACCCUCGAUCCCGUGACUCACGACCUAAUGGCCCAAGACCCAUGGAACCACGACCCAGUGGUCCAAGAACCAUCGAUCCACGAUCCAAUGAACCACGGCCCAUGGAUAACCAACCCCAGCCCGGAGCCAGUGGGGAAAGGGGUCCGAGAGAAAUAGGAAACGACAGGUUCAAUGAAGAACUGGCACGCGUACGUCUGGAGUUAGAGAAGAUAUAUAUCCAGAAAGCCAAGGAGGUGGAAGAGGUGAAGGAAAUGAACGAGAGAAUAGACCGCUUGAAACACGACAGACGAUCAAAGAAGACGAUAGAGAAGGCUAAAGAGGAGUUGAGAAAGAUGGUUGACACCAUGGAACGGACUAUACUUAUGGUGGAACAAACUAGGCAAGAGGAAGAGGACAUAGUCGUGCAGAGGUGGCGUUUCCAGCAGGGCAGGUGA
This is a messenger RNA of Fusarium oxysporum Fo47, 468 nucleotides long. RefSeq lists its product as uncharacterized. NCBI's taxonomy places the organism in Eukaryota, Fungi, Ascomycota, Sordariomycetes, Hypocreales, Nectriaceae. The record is from RefSeq and is a predicted model, not a curated record. Bases 1 to 468 code for a protein of 155 amino acids. The transcript has a single exon.